This is a messenger RNA of Rotaria socialis, 651 nucleotides long. NCBI's taxonomy places the organism in Eukaryota, Metazoa, Rotifera, Eurotatoria, Philodinida, Philodinidae. The record is from the annotation of a GenBank genome assembly.
AUGAAUAGUUUAUUUGUUGGUGAAUGUGCAGAAUAUUGCAAUGAUCGAGGUUUAUGUACAGUGUCAGGCUGUCAAUGUUCUAUGGGUUAUGCAGGUACCUAUUGUGAGAAAUAUGUUGGUAAACAACCUAUACAAACAUGGUUCAAUGAGACUUUUGAUGAUUUAUCUGCUGUUGGUGUUAGUGGAUCUAAUUCAAAUAAUUGGAUUCGAUUAAAUGGCGAUGGACAUAUUCGUCAUGUUUGCUAUGCAAAUGUUAAUAAUCAUACGAAUAAUUAUUUCAGUGGACAAGCACUUCAUUUUGGUGCUGAUUGUGGAUGUGGCGGUGUAGAAGCAAUUACACGUGAGCUGAAUAUUACUCAAGCAAUAACAAUAUCAUUUGCAUUUCAUGUAAUGGCAAAAAAUAAUUGUAUAACAACUACAAAUAAUAUAACAGUAGUUCUUGAGUGGACAUAUGAUGAAGGUAUUUCAUGGUCACGUCUAAUUACAAUGUACAAUCAAGAGCGUGCACAAUUUUUUAAUAUAACACUACCUUCUGAUAUGAUGGCUAUAACUCAAACAAGAAACAUUGGUGGGGUUCGAUUUCGAUGGACACAAGUUGAACGUGUAGUCAAGGAUAUUUAUUGGGCUAUUGAUAAUAUUCGUUUAGAAUAA